Ceutorhynchus assimilis (cabbage seed weevil) is the source of this 2407-nucleotide messenger RNA. NCBI's taxonomy places the organism in Eukaryota, Metazoa, Arthropoda, Insecta, Coleoptera, Curculionidae. The record is from the annotation of a GenBank genome assembly.
GAACAUUGAGGCUACAAGAUGAUUUUUUUUGGAGUUUUCUUCAUUUUCUUAACAAGUAGUGUAAAAAGUGAAAACUGUGGUAAGAUAUUCACCCAAAACCAAUUUAUCUUAACCAGCGAAAACUACCCGCAACCAUAUCCGAACAACAAAGUCUGUUUUUACUUGCUCAAAGGCAACAAUAAUUGCACAAAAGAAUUUCGAAUCGAAUUUCUCGACUUCGAUUUGCCAAAAACAGUGGGUUGCGUUAAGAACAGAUUGGAAAUCGGAAGUCAAGAUGCAUUGUGCGGCGCUAAAAAUGGAUCCAAAGUUUAUCCUAGUGAACGCGGGUUGUUGAAAUUGAAGUUUGUCUCUGAUGGACAAGAAGUGGAGGAAAAAGGGCGUGGAUUUAGGCUUUUUGUUACCAGAAUUGAUAACGAUUUUUGUACAGUGGAAACUACUAGAAGUGAUAAUAAUAACGAAUUUCCAGUUAAUAAAAUCAACACAACCUAUUUACCUCCAGCCUCAAACCCUUGCUGCCUCAACAACAUUUUUUCUUCGAAGACAUUUUUACUAAUCAGUCCUAAUUUUCCGUAUUCGAAUAAUCAGGCCAAAAAUUGCACUUUUAUUAUAAGAAAAUUCAGCUCAUCAGUGUGCAGGCUUAGAAUUAAAAUACUAUUUUUUAAUCUUGGACCAGUGAGUGGGAAAACUUGCCCGUAUGGUUAUCUAGAAAUCGAUCGGAAAUUAAUUUGUGGAUGUAAUGCAGAUUUGCAACUUACUACAAAUUUCUAUGAGGAAAAUAAAUUUUUCAAGUUUUAUAGUGAAGGAUUUGGUCUAGAGGGAGCUAAUGGGUUUGCAUUGGAAGUGGUACAGGAUGAGUGUCAGAAGAGAUAUGAGCCAGAGGAUGGCAUUGAAAAGUUAACCAAGAACAAGUUUAGAUUUUACAACGACCAAAACAACAGAAUUCAAUUUCCAAUCAUCGACCAACUAAAACUAAUCGAAGAAAAAAAUUAUUAUUCAACAAACGAAAAUAAACAUAUUUACUUUUUCGCGCCUGAGGACGAAAAUAACAGUGACGAAACUUUGUGGACCCGAGAAGAGGAGAAAGAAAAAACCAUUAACAACAUAGACAUAUCGUCAAACAUCAACAAUAUCUUAACAAAUAAAAAUCGACAAUGCUUUAACUGGAACAAUAAUCAAUUGGCAAAUUUACAAAAACGAUUUGGCCAAAGUUUGACGCAAAUGUGUAAAUUUGUACAAGAUAGUAGGAACGAUAAUUGCAUUAUUUUGAGAAACUUGUCCGGCAAUUUCCAGAGUCCUGGUUUCCCUGCAACAUACCCAGCAAAUAUGAACGUUUGUUUUAGGUUUGCCCUAUCUCCUGGCUAUUGUGCUAUUAAAAUGUAUUUUGAGGAGUUCGAUAUUGAGAGGAGUUACGAUUGUUUAAAAGACUAUUUGAGUGUAGAUCAGUACAGAUAUUGUGGAAAAUAUUUGAGGAAUAGACAAGUGACAAUUAACUCCUACAAAUCCCUGAUAUUCAUGUCGGACGCUAAUUACUGUGGAAAAGGCUUCUCAGCGUUGUAUCAACAAGUAAGGUGUCAGACACCCGACAACGACAGCAAUAAUUCGAUUAGGCCGUCCAUCAACUGUAAUCCUGCUGGAGGAAAAAGUGCUGAUGGCGAUAAUAGUAUCCCCACUUCCAUGAUACCUCCUGUUGCUUGCGAAAAAGUUUUUGCUGACAAAUACUUUAUUAUCAGAAAUGAAUUUGUCGGAUCGAAUUUAUGCUUCUAUGAUGUUAGAAGACAUAAUAAGAAUAUUUGCAAAUUACGUCUUGAUUUCGAUCAGUUCAAUAUUCCAUGCCACUUAGCAUCGAUAAGAAUCAACGGUAGAUUAUAUUGUGGACAAAAAUCUGGACAAUCAGUAAUUAUUCCAAUGCGAGACAAUGUGUCGAUAGUUUACAAAAAUAAUGGCCAAUAUUUAAAUCCAGAUCCAGAUGCGCUUUUUAUACGAGGCAUGCAAAUCGAUACAGAUUGUGACGUUAUUCCAGAAGCAGCUCGUAUUGUAAGCCCUGAAAUUUAUUAUCCCACGCAAACAGAAGUGUCGCUUUACAGAAGUGUGAAUAAUUGAUUAUAAAUUAAAAGAGUCAUUGAUGUUAUAUUUGUUUUCAGGUGUUUGUUCUCUUGAUUGUGAUAAAAUCCUUUAACAAACAUGAUUUGUCAAAUUUUAAUGAAGUUUAUUUUAAUCGAAUCCCAUGUUUUUGAAUAAUAUAUUUUUAGAUCUGUUUCGUUUGAGGUUAACGACAUAAAAAAUUUGCUAAUUGGGUUUUGAAUAAAUCUGUGUCAUAUCCAGUACUGUUAUGUAUAAAAAUAGGAACACAAUGGGUCAUAAUCUGAAAAGUAGAUUUAACAUAUUGUGUAAAACAACCCCUUUUUUU